GAACAAUCAACAUUAUGUGUACUGAAAAUAAUUAUGCAUACCUCUUUUUAUUAAAUAUGGCUACAAAAUGUGGUUCAUUAUUUGUAUUUUAUAGAGCUGUGAAAAAAGUCUUUCUAAAAUUAAAGUUACAGUAUUAAUUUUCUUCCUUAACACAUUUAAAGUUUUGAUUUCAGCCUAAUUAUAAUUAGCACUACAAUCUAAGAAGUUUGACCUCAAAAUUACUCACCAGAACAUUGCUUUACAACCUCCA
Spodoptera exigua (beet armyworm) is the source of this 250-nucleotide messenger RNA. The record is from the annotation of a GenBank genome assembly. Lineage: Eukaryota; Metazoa; Arthropoda; Insecta; Lepidoptera; Noctuidae.